Messenger RNA from Budorcas taxicolor (takin), 1600 nucleotides. RefSeq names its product cyclin dependent kinase 2 interacting protein (gene CINP). Bases 1 to 684 code for a protein of 227 amino acids. The transcript is spliced from 5 exons. Lineage: Eukaryota; Metazoa; Chordata; Mammalia; Artiodactyla; Bovidae. The record is from RefSeq and is a predicted model, not a curated record.
AUGGGCGGGGCUUCGGGUCUUUUUCCCGGGAUCCCUGCGGAAGGCAUGGAAGCAAAGACUCUUGGAACUGUAACACCAAGAAAACCUGUCUUAUCUGUCAGUGCAAGAAAAAUUAAGGACAAUGCAGCCGACUGGCAUAAUUUAAUCCUGAAAUGGGAAACCCUCAACGAUGGAGGUUUUGCUACUGCAAACAGCAUUGCCAACAUGAAAAUCAGUUUGUUGAGCAAAGACAAGAUAGAAUUAGUGAGCAGCGGCCUGGCUUCCGACGACUGUGCAGAAAAGGAGCACCCGGAAUACAGCAGGGAGCUCGAGACGCUGUGCGAGCAGCUGCAGGCCACCCUGGAAGGUUUGACCAAAAUACAGAUGAAGAUGGAAAAACUGUCUUCAACCACCAAGGGCGUUUGUGAACUAGAAGAUUACCAUCAUGGGGAGGAGAGGAAGCGCCCCCCACUCUUCCACACGUGGCCCACAGCUCAUUUUUACGAGGUCUCCCGCAAGCUCUCGGACAUGUACAGCCAGGAGCUCCGCCUGAAGCGCACGGUGGUGGAGCAGCUGGCACACACGGCCGACCGCGACCUCGCCCUCAGCUACCUGUCCAUGUGGCUGCACCAGCCCUACCUGGAGGGCGGCAGCAGGCUGCUUCUGGAGAGCAUGCUGCUGGAAACGGGGCACCGCGCACUGUGACCUCCCCCCCACACCUCGGGGCUCCAGACCCCCUGGCGGACAGACAUCCAGGUGGGCGCUGGGCGGUACCCUGGGAUGACGCCCCCCGGCUGCACCCGGCGAUCAGGCCCUGUGCUUGAUCCUUUCACAGCUCUCUGGGGCCUCUCCAGACAUUGAUUGCUGCUGCCUGCCGUCUGCCUCUCAGCCUUGUCUGCACCUGUUGUGAAUGUGGCAUCUAUGAAGACUUCUGCAUGAGAUAACUGAGUUCCUCGACUAAAUGACUGAGUGGUCUGGUUUUUGUCAAUUAGGUCUAUUUUACAUAGAUUCCACUUGCAUAGAAAAUCCCUGGUUUAAUAUUUGUAUUGUUAAAAUUGCGGGACUGUAUUAGCUUCGUAACUACAACUAACAUAGGUGGCACUAGCGGUAAAGAACCUGCCUGCCAGCGCAAGAAACGUAAGAGAUGUGGGUUCAGUCCCUGGGCCGGGAAGAUCCCCUGGAAAAGGGAAUGGCAACCCACUCCUAUAUUCCUGCCUGAAACAUUCCAUGGACAAGAGGAGCCUGGUGGGCUACAGUCCAUGGGGUCGCAAAGCGCUGGACACGACCAAGUGCACAUUAGCUUUGUGAUUGCAACCAGUGUCUAGAAUACGUCAGAGGGCGCGGAAUAAAGAUCAGCGUCAUGCAGAUACAAACCAGCUGCCAAAAAAUUGCCCGUCCUUGCACUUAGGCCAUGACAGGCCAAGUGAAGUGUCUUCCAUGUCCUUCUGGUUUAAAUCCUAGUUUGGCAAUAUUUGCAACAGAUACUGGGGGUCAGUUCUGCUAUUGCUCCCCCAGAAACAGAAGUCUAAGAAAUGUCAUGCUAUAUGAUACGGGGCGUAGUCUCAUGACACUCAAGUCCUAGCAGCUCAGGAACAAGUGCUUCCCAGGCAAAGAAAGAAAA